AUGGAGCUAGAGAUCAACCCCAGGAAGAGGAAGGAGGCCCCGGACUCAGCCCUGGGGACAGAGUUGGAUAGAUGUCCGUGGGACGAUGAGGACACGCAACCUCAAACCAAGCUCGCUUCUACCAUUUUAUUUGUUAAAAAUUGUGAAGUAACCCAAAGACAGCUGUGUGAGUUGCUGAAGUAUGCAGUUCUGAGUAAAUCGGCUGUUUCCUAAACCCAGAUGUGGUGCCAGCUUUUACACCCAAACCACCUAGACAACAUGGUGGUUUUUAUUCUGAAGGCAAUGAGUCAGCUACAUUUAUACUGGUUCUAUUUGGAAUUCAGAUUUCUCCGAAAGACAUUCAAACAUAAAUUCGGCUUGCCUCCUCUGACAUCAACUUUUCUAUUUGAUGUCACUGGGCUGCAAAAGAAAAAAUCAGCUAGCGGUUUUCCUGGGACUAUUGAAGGAGCUUUGCUUUCUGCCACUUUAAAAUCCAGCAUCAUUUAUCAGAAUGAUCUCAUCAUUCAAAAGUAUUGCUGUAAGAAAGCUGGCUUUAAAUGCAUUCUGACAAAAGAGGAAAUGAAAACAUUUCAUUUUCCAUUACAAGGUUCUCCUAACUGUGAAAACUUUAUCAUUACUAAGUGUAAUGGUUCCAUAACAGAUAGACGUCCCUUCUUUGGGCUUGACUGUGAAGUGUGCCUUACAUCCAAGGGGAGAGAACUAACACACAUCUCACGAGUUGUUGAAGGAGGCUACUGUAUUAUGGAUGAACUGGUCAAACCUGAUUCCAGGAUUUUGGACUACCUUACUAGUUUUUCAGGAAUCACAAAGAAGAUUAAUCCAUUGACAACGAAACUCACAUAUAUACAGAAUCUGCUAAGAGAACUGUUUCUUCCUGAUGCCGUGUUAGUGGGCCACUCCCUAGAUGUGGAUCUCAGACUAUUGAAGAUGAUACAUCCAUAUCUUAUUGAUUCCUCAUUGCUUUAUAUUGGAAAACAGGGCAGAAGAUUUAAGUUAGGAUUCUUAGCCAAAGUACUUGAGCAAGCCAGGGUGGAAGUUCCCUUGUUUCCCUUCAACAUUGUGCAGUUGUUCUUUGAUUCUUUUUCAUCCAUUUGCACUGAGGAGAUAAAGAAAAUAAUGAAGACCAAGUGGGCAGAGAUGUCAUCUGUGUAUGCUGGACCAUUUAUCAAAAAUUUCAAUGUCAGGACUCUGAAGAAGAUAUUUAACAGCUUAGGCACAGUACAGUCUAUAACUCUUGUUCUUGAAACUUAUUAGCCUUACUUUUUUAUACAGUAUGAAGUCCAGGAAGCUGCUCAGCUGGCUAUAGAGACCAUGAAUGGCACUCUGGUAGAAGGUUCCUAUAUCCGGGUGCACAGGCUUGUGAAAGAACUCACCUUGGAGUGUGACAUGCUUGUGAAUGAGCUAGAGCAAGAUUCUGAGAACCAAGGUACUAUAUAUGUGGCUGGAAUAAGGGAAACUUAAAGAACACCUGUUGGAGCCAACCUCUUUCCCGGCCUGGAAGCUGUGAUCCUGUCUAAAGAUGUUAAAAUAGAAGUAAAAAAAAACUACUGUUUCUUGAGUUGGGAUUUUUCUUGUUUUCAGAGUUUCAGUGCUCAGGUAGCCCUUGAAAUUCUCAAAGGCAAGGAUUGGAAGUUGAAAGGCAGACAUGCCCUAACCCCCAGGCACCUUCAUGCAUGACUUAAGGACAUAUAUCCUGACCCAGCAAUGCCUAUGGGGCUUCGGAUUGUAUCUCCUCUCUUGUCCUUUCAUGUACUCCAGACUCUGAAGGCAAACCACCCGAUACCCUGGCACUGGAGCCAGAGGAUUGAAAAGCUCUACCACAGCCUGAGCCCAAGCACCCUCUGUGUCAUCCUACUGCCAAGAACCCGCAGCACUUUCGGAUCACACCCUGGCCUAGGACUGAUGAAAAUAAAAGAGGAAGAGGAGAGUGACAACCCAAGCAUGGGAGUGAUGGAUGAAGGUUUCCCCGAGCCCCAACUGCAGAACUGAAGAAAUGGACAUGGCCCACAAGCCUCUGAGAAUUCUGCACACUGUGUUCUUCCAGCUGAUGCUCCCACCUUUUGGAAACCAAAGCUGCCAACUUGGCCUCUUGCAAAACACACAUUCCAUUCAUAAGUGCAUUUGUGCAUUGUUCCUCCCACACCCUUCUAGACAGCCAAUGCUGCCUUGGGGAAAAGGCAACCCAAGAGGUUUUUACAGAACUCUCAGUUUGGGUUUGCACUCCUGUGCUUAUAUUGGGGUUGUUCAGAACACUAAGCCACACUUA
Messenger RNA from Acomys russatus (golden spiny mouse), 2266 nucleotides. RefSeq names its product RNA exonuclease 5 (gene Rexo5). NCBI's taxonomy places the organism in Eukaryota, Metazoa, Chordata, Mammalia, Rodentia, Muridae. The record is from RefSeq and is a predicted model, not a curated record. Gene Ontology annotation, molecular function: exonuclease activity; RNA binding. Gene Ontology annotation, cellular component: nucleus.